AUGACUCCCGAACUUCCUCCCUGGAGGACGAGGGUGCAACGAUUUGGCCGAGAAUAUGGCGCCUACAGAAUUGGACAAUAUAUGUUUCCCCACGACGAGGCCGAGAAGAGGAGGAUGGAUAUGGUGCACACAAUGCUCAAGGUCCUGAGACCAAAGCAUCGACGAAUCACGGAAGUCCCUCACGAAAUUCUCCGAAUUCAGACAGAUGGGUGGGACGAUCGACCUCGUCGGCCUCGGGUCCUCGACCUGGGUUGCGGCACCGGCGUCUGGAUCAUCGACAUGUCACACACCUUCAAGGAUGCCGAGUUCAGGGGCGUUGACAUACAGUUCCAAGGGCCCCCGAAUCCCAGUGAUUCUGUCGACUACACCGUGCCCUGGGAUUACGAGGGUCCGUGGGCUUUGGGCGAAGCAUCUUGGGAUCUUAUUCACCUUCAAAUGGGAUUGGGCAGUGUUGCAAACUGGGACAGGCUCUUUGAGAAAAUUUUCGCCCACCUCGUUCCCGGGGGUUACUUUGAGUGGGUCGAGUUUGAUUUCGAGCCUCGAUGUGAUGACGGUACGCUACAACAUGGCAAACUGACAGAGUGGUGGGAUCUCUAUAUCAAGUCUACGUACGAAGCAGCUGGUCGUCGUCUGCACUGGGAUCCAUCAGCAGUGGACACGUUGAGGCGCGUGGGCUUCAGGGAUGUCCAGCAUAUUGUAUUCCAGAUUCCGUUGAAUACCUGGGGCAAGAACGAGGACUAUAUGUAUCGCAUGUCACAAUGGUGGCAGCUGAUGAUGGGUCCCGACUGGAACGGUGGAGGUGCCUAUGGGCUUGAAGCCAUCAGCCUUGCGCCUCUGUGCACGUUCUCUAAUUGGCCUCCUGAUCACGUCAAACGCCUUUGCAACGAAGCCCUGGGCCAGGCUGCCGAUACUAAUGUCCACGUCUACAACCAAAUCCAUAUCAUCACGGCCAGAGCACCUCGCCGCAAUGAACAAUAG
Messenger RNA from Fonsecaea nubica, 978 nucleotides. RefSeq lists its product as hypothetical. The transcript is spliced from 2 exons. The coding region runs from base 1 to 978 and encodes 325 amino acids. The record is from RefSeq and is a predicted model, not a curated record. Lineage: Eukaryota; Fungi; Ascomycota; Eurotiomycetes; Chaetothyriales; Herpotrichiellaceae. Gene Ontology annotation, molecular function: methyltransferase activity.